This is a messenger RNA of Synchytrium microbalum, 1308 nucleotides long. RefSeq lists its product as uncharacterized. The coding region runs from base 1 to 1308 and encodes 435 amino acids. Gene Ontology annotation, biological process: negative regulation of transcription by RNA polymerase II. Gene Ontology annotation, molecular function: transcription corepressor activity. Gene Ontology annotation, cellular component: chromatin; Sin3-type complex. The transcript is spliced from 4 exons. The record is from RefSeq and is a predicted model, not a curated record. Lineage: Eukaryota; Fungi; Chytridiomycota; Chytridiomycetes; Synchytriales; Synchytriaceae.
AUGGAACCUAAUCCGCAGAAGGAACACAGUCCUACUUCUGCCGAAGGAGCCAAUCUAAAUAAUUCAGCGACUAAAUCACUGCCAAUACCGCCAACGACAUCGCUUGUAUCCGUACCAAGCUUGAUUCCCUCAUCAAACGGAUCCAACAUCAUGACGGCUGCUGGUGCGAAUGGCUCCACCCCUUCUCCUGUUAUACCUCCCGCAACUGCUCCUUCUCAUCCACUGAUGUCUUCCACGACAUCCACCAUACAAAACGAACCUUCUCCUGCAACACAACCAUCAAUCCAACCUCAUCCAACUUCAACAAUGAUCGCACCAGCCAUCCCAUCUACUACCGCUGCUUCUACUGCCGCCACUGCUGCAUUAUUAGCUAGUGCUCCACCCACUUCUGCGGGAAUGGAUUUUGCUACCGGAUCUACUCAGUAUCGACCCCUAAAUGUCAAGGACGCACUGUCAUACCUGGAUCAAGUAAAGAAUCAGUUUGGUGAUCAGCCCGACGUCUACAACCGAUUUCUGGAUAUUAUGAAGGAAUUUAAAUCACAGUCAAUCGAUACACCUGGCGUCAUCAAUCGUGUAUCCACUCUAUUUAGAGGCCAUCCAAACUUGAUAACGGGAUUUAAUACCUUCCUACCGCCGGGAUAUCGUAUAGAAGCAACAAACGAUCCCCUAAAUCCAAUCCGUGUCACGACGCCACCAGAUAGUGAAGCACUCAUGUAUGGAAUGAUGCCUCAUGCAUCAUCCACAUCGUCAACAACAGCAGUACCAAGUAGCGGUGCUCCUACAACGUACUAUACACCAUCGUCAGCUCCAGCAACGGCUUGGGGUGCAUAUGCAACUAUACCGAAUAAUAGUAAUAGUAGUGUCGUACCUCCUCCACCUCCACCACAGCCUGUACAAGUUGUGGCAGCACCACCAUCUGUAGCUCCUCCUGCUCAGUCUCAUCCGUUACCAGCAAUAGCUCCCGCACAUCCACCACCUCGAAACUUGUUGGGUAUUAGUGGAGCAACUGCUAUAACAAUACCGGCUCCUCCUAUCGGUGCAAAUGUCCCUGGAAGAGCUCCUAUGGAAUUCAAUCAUGCAAUCACCUAUGUCAACAAGAUUAUGAAUCGAUUUGCUGGUGAGCGAGAGACGUACAAGCAGUUCUUGGAAAUUCUGCAGACGUAUCAAAAGGAACAAAAGCCCAUUCAAGAGGUCUAUCAACAGAUUGCUAUCUUGUUCAAGGAUCAUAAGGACUUGCUAGAUGAGUUUAAACUGUUUUUGCCUGAGACAGUCCCAAAUAAUCGCAAUGCUCAAGCUGCUAAUGGCUAG